AUGCCGGCGGAGAAGCGCGUCAAGUACAUUCUGGUGACGGGAGGAGUCAUCUCUGGCGUCGGCAAAGGCAUCAUCUCGUCGAGUUUGGGAGUUUUGCUCAAAAACAACGGAUAUAAGGUCACAGCCAUAAAAAUCGACCCUUAUCUCAAUAUUGAUGCUGGAACCUUCUCUCCAUACGAACACGGAGAAGUUUUCGUUCUCGACGAUGGAGGUGAAGUUGACUUGGAUUUGGGAAAUUACGAACGAUUUUUGGAUAUUCGUCUCACAAGGGAUAACAAUAUCACAACCGGAAAAAUGUUCAAACACGUGAUGGAAAAAGAGAGACGAGGAGAUUACUGUGGAAAAACAGUUCAAAUGAUUCCUCAUUUGACUGAUGCUAUUGUUGAUUGGGUUGAACGUGUCGCAAAGAUUCCAGUUGAUGGAACAAAUGAGCAGCCGGAUGUAUGUAUCAUCGAAUUGGGCGGAACUAUUGGGGACAUUGAAGGAAUGACUUAUCUCUCGGCAUUCGAACGAUUCCAACGCCCAACACUUAAAAAUCAUUUGAUGAACGUUCAUGUUUCAUUAAUAUUGCACCCAAAUGCAACUGGAGAGCCAAAAACCAAACCGAUGCAAAAUUCUGUCCGCCAUUUACGUGCUGCUGGUCUUGUACCGGAUUUGUUGAUCUGUCGUUCGACGGAGAAGUUGGAUCCACAUUUGAGAGAGAAGAUCUCAAGAUUUGGUAUGAUGGAUUUGGAACAAGUUGUUGGAGUUCAUGAUGUUUCAAAUAUAUACAAAGUUCCGUUGCUUUUGCAAGAUCAAGGAGUUCUUGAAGCAAUAAAACACCGUCUUUGUCUUACUGAAGUUUGCGAAGACUUGAAGAAGGAUUUGAAAUUCAACAUGACGCACUGGUCACAUCUUUCUGAUCUUUGCGAUGCCUUCCAACAAGUCGUGAACAUUGCUUUGGUCGGAAAAUACGUUAAAAUCGCCGAUGCCUAUGCAUCAGUCAACAAAGCGUUGUCUCAUGCUGCCAUACACGCCAAGAGAAAGCUGAAGAUCACUUAUGUUGAUUCUGAGCUUCUCGAGAAUAAGCCAGGAUUCGAAGAACAAUCCGCAGCGGCAUGGAACAUGGUCAAGGCUGCUGAUGGAAUCAUCGUUCCGGGUGGAUUCGAUAUUCGUGGUGUGGAAGGAAUGAUUAAAGCCGCUGAGUAUUGCCGAAAGAACAAUGUUCCAUAUUUGGGAGUAUGCCUCGGAAUGCAAGUGGCGGCUGUCGAGUUUGCUAGAAACGUUCUUGGUAUCAAAGGAGCCAAUUCAACGGAAUUCAACUCUGAAUUGCACGAGGAUCAACAAAUCGUGAUCGACAUGCCAGAGCACAACGUUGAAGAGAAUGGAUUGGGUGGAACUAUGCGUCUUGGUAGACGUUCAACUGUUUUUCUUACUGAUGAUUGCAUUCUUCAUCGUCUCUAUGGAGCUCACACCGUGGAAGAACGCCAUCGUCAUCGUUACGAGGUGAAUCCACGUGUCGUUCCACAAAUGGCUCGUAAGGGAUUCUUGUUCGUUGGAAUGGGUGUUGAUGAGCAGAAUACGGACAUUUGGAAUAUAAAGAAGAGGACAGACAGCUCCGCUGAAUUGAUGCAGAUGGCUGAUCAAGCUGAGAUCGAUUUAUUGCAUAAGAUUGACGAUUUGUGUCAAAGAGGAGGGGACGGGGUCACUCGGCCAGCCGUUCGAAUGGAAAUGUUCGAAAUGAAGGAUCACCCAUACUUCGUUGGUGCUCAAUUUCAUCCAGAAUAUCUUUCUCAUCCACUCACUCCAUCUCCACCAUUCUUUGGUCUUCUUCUCGCCGCUACUGGUCAACUCACCUCUUAUUUCUCUGGGUCUAGAAGUCCUGCUCUUCAAGUUGUUGCAGAGGAGGGAUCCCUUCUUGAUGGACUUCAGAAGUCGUCUUCAUCGACAUCUGGAGAUCUUGUUGGAGAAAUGCUGGACAAGUUGAAAAUUAACGGAAAUGCGACUCCAGGAACUCAAAGACUCGCCUCUUUCCACUAA
Molecule: messenger RNA, 2019 nt
Organism: Caenorhabditis remanei
Lineage: Eukaryota; Metazoa; Nematoda; Chromadorea; Rhabditida; Rhabditidae
Exons: 7
Coding region: 1-2019 (672 amino acids)
Biological process (GO): pyrimidine nucleobase biosynthetic process; CTP biosynthetic process
Cellular component (GO): cytoophidium; cytoplasm
Molecular function (GO): identical protein binding; CTP synthase activity
Source: RefSeq, a predicted model, not a curated record